UGUCCUAGCCCAGGUGAACAGCCUGUAGCAGGUGGGGAUGGGCAGACGGCUUUGUUUCCUGGGCGAUGAUGGUCACCGUCUCCUUCUGAGGCUGGGUCUGCGUCUUUCAUGAUCCAUGCCAGGUUGGAACAGUUGAAGGAUGAUGCCGUUGGCCCCUGCUCCAGGAUUCCCCUACUUCCAUGGAUCCUGGCACGUCUAGAUCAAGACCCUGUUGAGCUGACAGCUGAGGAAGAUGAAGAUGUAACUAGAUGAACCCUCCAGUUGAUGUCUUUGUUCAAUAAAGGAUCCGUCCUUGGGUUGAUGUUGGGCGUUCCUUCUGCUAGGAGAUGAAAGUCUAGUUCCUAGAUCUUUGGUUCUACCAACCAUGAAGGCCAAGAGCAAAGGAACCAAGUGUCGGAACGCAGUCAGUGAAGAGACUUUAGGACAAGAAUCUACCCAGAGCCGAGAUGAUCUUCUAAAAUAUUCACGGCGCAAGGAAAAGAGGAACAAGGAAAGCCCAAAGGUGACCUCCAAACUUCCUUGGAGUAGCAAGGAUCGGCGCUUGCGGAGGCUGGAGAGCAACGAACGUGAGCGUCAACGCAUGCACAAACUCAACAAUGCCUUCCAAGCGUUGAGAGAAGUCAUCCCCCACGUCCGAGCUGAGAACAAGCUCUCCAAAAUCGAGACCCUCACGUUGGCCAAGAACUACAUUAAGUCCCUCACAUCCACCAUUCUCAGGAUGUCCAAUGGACACCACCCAGUGGUUGAAGGCACGGGCUCUGAAGGCAAGUGCAAACUCUAUGAACACUAUCAACAGCAGUGUGAGGAAGGAGAUGAACCGAAGGAGCAACUUCAGAAGUACUCCACCCAAAUUCAUAGCUUCCGACAAGGCAGCUAAAGCUGGCUGUCCAUCUGCCGUUGUCUUCCAGGACCCAAGAAGAAGACAUCCCAACCAUCAAGUGGACGUGUCUGACUUUUCCCCGUAGUUUUGCAAAAUGGAAAUCCAGUUUUGAACUUCUGAUUUAGGAGAGGACCUGGGUACGAACCCAACUUAUGUUCACAAAUACCCUGUUUUUCCUUGAAAAUAAGAUCCAACUGGAAAAUAAGCCCUAGCGUGAUUUUUCAGGAUGCUCGUAAUGUAAGCCUUACCCUGAAAAUAGGCCCCAGUUAAGAUUGUCAGUCAGACAGGCACAUUUAGUUACCGUUUUUCCCCCAAAAUAAGCCGUAAUGCAUUUUUUGGAGCAAAAAUUAAUAUAAGACCCAGUCCUAUUUUUGGGGAAACACGGUAUAUAGAGUCUUAUAGGUCAUAUCGGGUCUCCCAAUUGUGCAGGGGAUUGAAUUAGAAGACAUCCAAGAUCCCUUCCAAUGCUGAUAUUCUAUUAUAAUCCAUCCAGGUUUUUUUAAAAUAGUUUAGUUUCUUAAAAAGUAAGCAUUUUUUUAAUCUUAAAAAAAAAGAAAAAAGCCAAUAUUUCUAGAAUGAAUGUAAAUGUUGCGAGCUGUUAGGUGUCUCAUGCCAGGAAGAUCCCCAGAUGUUUUUUAAGUUCAAUUCCUAUUAGUUGUAGCCCUUGAGGAGGGAUGUUAGUGUUAGCUCCUCAACAUCUGGAGAUCGAUAGAUCCCACAUUUCUGACUUUAAGCUCAAACUAGAUGAACUCAUGUUAGUUGUUGGAAUUUGUAUGACGGUUGUAUGCGUUGUUUUCAAUUGAUAAAUCAGCAUGCAAGACUCUACGUGACACUUAGGCAUUGUUCAAAAAAGAGGCUUUAACCCCAUAAUCUCCUUUGGGAUCAGGACAAAAUAAUGUUUUUAUUCCAAUAGAAAUAGGCGCUUCAGGAUAGAACCACAGUUAUGGAUAGAGAAUAAAGAUUCCUUUCUCCCUGUUUUUAGUGUUUUGAUCUACAAGGUCUACAUUUCGUGUUUAAUAUUUU
Pseudonaja textilis is the source of this 1903-nucleotide messenger RNA. RefSeq names its product basic helix-loop-helix family member a15 (gene BHLHA15). The record is from RefSeq and is a predicted model, not a curated record. Gene Ontology annotation, cellular component: nucleus. Lineage: Eukaryota; Metazoa; Chordata; Lepidosauria; Squamata; Elapidae. Gene Ontology annotation, molecular function: E-box binding; DNA-binding transcription factor activity, RNA polymerase II-specific; protein dimerization activity. Gene Ontology annotation, biological process: axon development; sensory organ development; positive regulation of transcription by RNA polymerase II.